AUGUCAUAUGACGAUAUAGAAAACGCAACUCCUGACAUUGUCAUUGGAAGUACUCUUGAGGAAGAGGAAGACGAUUACCAGUAUGAGAACGAGAGCGACAAUGAAGGGCAACAAGAAAAGGAUUUGGAUGACUCACAGCUGAAAGGCAAAAAGUCUGUUGCAUUUGCAGGUUUGGAUGAAGAGGACGAUGAGAAAGCCGAGGAGAGGGCCAAAAGGGAAUUCGAAGAAGGUGGUGGCUUGCCAGAGCAGCCUACCAAUCCAGAUAUUACUCAGCUCACUCCACUUUCUCCUGAGAUCAUCAAUAGACAAGCUACAAUCAACAUUGGUACAAUUGGUCACGUUGCGCAUGGUAAGUCUACCGUUGUUAGAGCCAUUUCCGGUGUCCAGACUGUUCGUUUUAAAGAUGAAUUGGAGAGAAACAUUACCAUUAAAUUGGGAUACGCCAACGCCAAAAUUUACAGGUGCGAUAACCCAGAGUGUCCCGAACCUGGAUGUUAUAAAUCUUUCAAGUCAGAUAAGGAAAUAAGACCCAAAUGUGAGCGCCCAGGCUGUGAAGGGCGCUAUAAGUUGGUUAGACACGUUUCAUUUGUUGACUGUCCCGGCCACGAUAUCUUGAUGAGUACAAUGUUGUCAGGAGCUGCAGUUAUGGAUGCAGCCUUGUUGCUUAUUGCUGGUAACGAAAGUUGUCCUCAGCCACAAACUUCCGAACAUUUGGCAGCUAUCGAGAUUAUGAAGUUGAAGCAUGUCAUCAUUUUGCAAAACAAGGUUGAUUUGAUGAGAGAGGAAUCUGCAUUGGAGCACGAAAAAUCUAUCCUUCAAUUUAUAAGAGGUACGAUUGCAGAUGGCGCGCCAAUUGUUCCAAUAUCAGCGCAAUUGAAAUACAACAUCGACGCUGUCAACCAAUUUAUAGUGAAUUCGAUACCUGUGCCCAUUAGAGAUUUUAAUGCAUCACCUAGAUUGAUUGUCAUUAGAUCCUUCGAUGUGAAUAAACCUGGUGCUGAUGUUGAUGACUUGAAGGGAGGGGUUGCAGGUGGUUCGAUAUUGACCGGUGUGUUUAAGAUUGGUGAUGAGAUUGAGAUUAGACCAGGUAUUGUUACCAAAGAUGACCAAGGUAGAAUUCAAUGUAAAACGAUAUUCUCCAAUAUUGUUUCCUUAUUUGCCGAGCACAAUGAUUUGAAAUUUGCUGUACCGGGGGGUUUGAUUGGGGUUGGUACUAAAGUUGACCCAACCUUGUGUAGGGCUGAUAGAUUGGUUGGACAGGUUGUUGGGGCAAAAGGAAAUUUGCCCUCUAUUUACUCGGAUAUUGAAAUCAAUUACUUUUUGUUGAGAAGAUUGUUGGGAGUGAAGACUGAGGGACAAAAGCAAGGUGCAAAAGUUAGGAAAUUGGAAGUGGGUGAAGUUUUGAUGGUUAAUAUUGGUUCGACUGCGACUGGUGCUAGAGUAGUAGCUGUCAGGGCAGAUAUGGCGCGUUUACAAUUAACUUCCCCGGCCUGUACCGAAAUUAAUGAGAAGAUAGCCUUGUCGAGACGUAUUGAGAAGCACUGGCGUUUGAUUGGAUGGGCAACAAUCAAAAAGGGAACCACUAUAGAACCUGUAGUUUGA
This is a messenger RNA of Lodderomyces theae, 1602 nucleotides long. It is a transcript of the gene GCD11, whose product is annotated as translation initiation factor eIF2 subunit gamma. Bases 1 to 1602 code for a protein of 533 amino acids. Gene Ontology annotation, biological process: positive regulation of translational fidelity; formation of translation preinitiation complex. Lineage: Eukaryota; Fungi; Ascomycota; Pichiomycetes; Serinales; Debaryomycetaceae. The transcript has a single exon. The record is from RefSeq and is a predicted model, not a curated record. Gene Ontology annotation, cellular component: eukaryotic translation initiation factor 2 complex; cytosol. Gene Ontology annotation, molecular function: GTP binding; GTPase activity; translation initiation factor activity.